AUGCAAUCCACUCUCACAGACGAGCAGGCGCGUGCCGUCGCUAAGGCUCGCUUCCAAGACAGCUCUAUUACUGUCGACUUGCCCCGGGCCACCCUCCGCACCAAGAGGGCGGUGGCCAGUAGCGAGCGUCAGAGCGGAGACACUCUCAACGACGUCAUCGCUGACCCUGUCAGACGCAACAAGCUAAUUGAUGACAACAAUUUACUCAAAGCCAUCAUAAUGACCCGUGAUGGCCCCAUUUUUAGCUCCAGGGAGCUCAUAGAGCGCCCCAGCACGCUCCGUGCUGUCAUCAACAAUGUAGCUACCAUCGAGACGACCACUGUUGAGGUCGAGUUUACCCAGAAGCUCAUGGAAUCUAACUACAACUCGGUUUCUGUCAAGGCAUCAGCCCCCUAUGUUACGGCCACCGCCGAGUACUCCGAGAGCUCGACUUGGAAGAACGACGAGACCGAGAAGUCGAUGUAUGUGUCCUCUCGUUAUCUCUUCCCUCAAGGUCGCAUCGACUUCAGCGCUCCCGGAUCGGGCUUUGACGACGUCGUGAAGCUCAGUUCUGGAUUCACGAACGCCAUCCAGAGCGCCCUCGGGAAGUCCAGUUUGACUGACAGGAGGGAGGCGCUUCACAACGUCUUCGAAGAGUACGGCCAUGUCUUCAGAACCAAGACCAAGAUUGGGGGGGUUCUCUCUGCUCACACCCAGGAGACAUUCAAGAGGACCGAGAAUGAGACCGAAGUGAAGCAAGAUGUCAAGGCCGGGCUUGAAGUUGCAGUCAAGGAUUGGGGUGCUGGUGUUACUGCUGGCCAUGGAAAUACCAGCUCGACCAUUACUACGGCGCAGAAUCGCAAGCUCGAGACGAAGUACAUUGUUAACGGCGGAGACUACACGAAGAUCCAGAACACCGCUGAAUGGAUCGCCUCCACUGACAAGUCUGAGUUCUGGAGAGCCAUCGAAGUCACCGAGGUCGUUCCGGUGGUGGACAUACUUCCAGACGAGGUCAGGCUCGAGGUCAAGCAACUACUCAGGCCGCUCCUUGGAAAGUGGGUCGGCAUUGAGAGAGUUGACGGAACCUCGCAGUUGCCAAUCUCCAUCUACCGGCCCAAGGACCCGAUUCCCUCUGGGUGGUUCUGGAUCGGACAGAGCGCCGACAGCAGCAAGGCACUUCUCGUCAAGCCCACUCUUCCGUACAAGGCCGGUCGCAACCCUGCUCUCACUGGCGCGCACCCUGGCGAAGGGAUGACCGACCAGCCCUUCGUUGACCUUCCCCAGUACCAGUUCCUCUCGACAUACUUCGGCGGCUUUGUCUACAAUACCCCACCCGGCUCGUUGCUUCGGGGCUUGAGGCCUGAUUUGGGACUCCCCGGUCGUUACGAGAUGCAUGGCGAAAGUAUCAGCACCGCUGUGUACGUGACGCGUCCCGUCAGUGCGGUGGAUCCAGAGGAUAAGUGCUUGGACUUGCAGUCUGUCAUUCGCGUGAAGCUCCCUGGUUCGGGAAACCCUCCCAAGCCGACGUGGGCUUUGAGGGAGAACAUGGUAUUGUUCGACUCUAAGGAGGAGUAG
Cyclocybe aegerita is the source of this 1554-nucleotide messenger RNA. The record is from the annotation of a GenBank genome assembly. Lineage: Eukaryota; Fungi; Basidiomycota; Agaricomycetes; Agaricales; Hemipholiotaceae.